UUAAAUUUUAAAUCAGAAUCUGAUCAAAGUGGUUUUUACUCUGUGAAGCUUAACUUUUUUUUUUCAUCUCCCAACCCCACGUUCCCUCUCUAUCGUAUGUUUUUAUAUUCACAAUGGUAGAUUUUAAUUAAAAUCCUGUUGAAAGUUCCACAUAGCCACUCUUUCAAAUUAUAUUAACCAUUCAGACUUGUUGCUAAAAUGUACUUCUAGCUAAAAGCUCCUUAAAAUCAUGCUAAGAUGUUGUGUAGUGCUUUUUAAAGACUAAAUAAUUUAGUAACAAUGAUUAAACAAACAAAAAAUGCAAGACCCUUUUUCAAAGCGAUGUUGUCUACAUUUAUCAGUUUUGGGCCUGGGUUCGAGAUUCUGGCUCCCCACCAGCAGGAAGGAAUGCUUCACAAGAGGAGAAGCAGGUCUGCAGGUGUCUAUCUCUCUUCCUGUCACUUUCCCCUUCCUCGAUCAAUUCUCUGUCCUAGUCAAAAAAAUAGAAAAAAUGGCCACCAGGAGCAGAAGAGAGAGAAGUAGAUCUGCAUACAGUUCAUUUGAUUUUGUAAGCAUGCAAUGAAAAUGCUCAAACAACUGUAUACCUUCAGGAUUCAGAACAGCUCAAAAGAAUUGCUGCAAAAAAAAAAAAAUCAGAAUUGCUGCAAAAUUGGUAUGAUAGAAUAGUGAAGGACUUUAUUUGGAUUUAGGCUCACUGUAGUAUGGUUUCUAGAACCAAUAUUAAUGCCUAAACUGUUUUUCUCCCCCUAAGGCCACAUGAUUUUCUAAAAGAAAGGAAGGAUGAAAAGAAAGAAAGGAAGAAAGAAAGAUUGCUUCUAAUGAAAUCAGUAGUUUUAGUUUUCUGUGUAUAUUUUAGUGCUACAGACUGCAAUUCUAAAUUAGGCUUGCUUUUACUAUAUCGUUUUACACUUGAUUUAUAAUUGAUUACCUGGGGACACCAGGGUAGGCAGUGUUGUGAAUUGUAUACUGGUAAACUACUUGGUAGAAACAUGCUUUCUAUUUUUUAAUGGGUAUAAUUACUUUUAAAGUCAAACAAGGUUCAGUUUUGUGCCUGAUUUUCUUUGAAAAUAUGGAUCUGUUAUCUGGAGGGUGCAGAUGAUGAUGUUUUGAUACCAUAUUAAUAUGUUUGCUGCCGCUACUAAGAGCUUUGUUAAGCAAGUUGGAGAUGGAGGGAGAUUAGUUCCUGUCCCGAGCCUCAGUGAGGCUGACAAAUACCAGCCUCUAAGUCUGGUGGUCAAAAAGAAGCGAUGCUUUCUGCUUCCUAGAUAUAAAUUUACCUCAACACCAUUUACACUGAAAGAUAUUCUUCUAGGAGACAGAGAAAUUUCAGCUGGUAUUUCAUCUUACCAAUUACUAAAUUAUGAAGAUGAAUCAGAUGUGUCUCUCUAUGGAAGGCGAGGCAACCAUAUUGUAAAUGACGUUGGGAUUAACGUUACUGGAUCAGAUUCCAUUGCAGUAAAAGCUUCAUUUGGUGUAGUAACCAAACAUGAAGUGGAAGUAUCAACAUUGCUCAAAGAGAUUACUACACGAAAAAUUAAUUUUGAUCACAGCUUGAUCCGUCAGUCAAGGAGCAGCAGAAAGGCGGUAUUAUGUGUGGUGAUGGAGAGUAUUCGGACAACACGUCAGUGCUCACUGUCUGUGCAUGCUGGGAUCCGAGGGGAAGCCAUGCGGUUUCAUUUUAUGGAUGAACAGAACCCCAAGGGAAGGGACAAAGCUAUUGUCUUCCCAGCACACACCACAAUAGCUUUCAGUGUGUUUGAACUGUUCAUUUACUUGGAUGGUGCCUUUGACCUUUGUGUCACUUCAGUGUCAAGAGGAGGAUUUGAAAGGGAAGAAACAGCAACAUUUGCCUUCCUCUACAGACUGAGAAACAUACUAUUUGAAAGAAAUAGAAGAGUGAUGGAUGCCAUUUCUCGUUCACAGCUUUACUUAGAUGAUCUUUUUUCUGACUACUAUGACAAGCCUUUCAGCAUGACUGAUAUUUCACUCAAAGAAGGGACUCAUAUUCGAGUUAACUUACUUAAUCACAACAUUCCAAAAGGACCUUGCAUCCUCUGUGGAAUGGGGAACUUAAAGAGGGAGACAGUCUAUGGGUGCUUUCAGUGCUCUGUGGACGGGCAGAAAUACGUGAGACUUCAUGCAGUUCCUUGUUUUGAUGUUUGGCAUAAGAGAAUGAAAUAAAAUGAAAAAAAUAUUUGCACUUCACUUUCUUAGGUAUAACUCUACCACACAUCUUCCCAAAAUUAUUAGGUUCACUUCGUUAAAUUAAAAAGGCAGAGGAAAGAAAAAUUAACCUAUCUGGACAUCAUAUUCUGUUACAAAGUAGAAGUGAUAAUGUCUACCUCAUAAAUUUUCAUAAAGAUUAGUAAUGCCAUUUACAUAAGAAAGGCUUGAAUAUAAAAUUGUUUGUAAAAUCUGCCAUUUGCUUGAGAAAUGUUUUUGAGGAUUAGUCUGUGAUUUUAGAUAAACUUUUACAGAGAUUUUCUACUUAGUGAUUUUAUUUUUAAUUGGUGUUUAACCCAACAUUUAAGGAUGACAGGAGUGUACUGAUGAUGACUUUAUGGUAUUUUAGAUAUUGUCCUAGUCCAGUAAAAUGAGAAAAAAUGUGUCAAUAAUUUAAUGUAAUUCUAAAUGUUUAAUUGUAGUAUCACAUUAAAAUCAUACUGAGCUCAGCUCGGAGCUUUGUGUACACAGUUACCAGGGUGACUAACGGCAGUAUUGGACCACCAUUCUGCUCACUAGUUUUGUCUUUAUAAGAACUCACUGCUUAUUGUCAAAUGUAAAACAUUAAUUCCCCAACAAAGAAAUAAAAAGUAAACAUAGUUUAUCUGUUGACUAUGUCAUUAUUGAAAUUAAAAAGAAAAAAAAGAACUCACUGCUGUCAUGUUAAAGUCAUCUAUGACACAUUUUUCUCCUCCAAGCAUGUUUAAAACACUUAAUAUAUAGACUUUUGAGAAAUCUUAUGUACUCUUGGUAGUAUUUGAAAUUUUUCAUGUACAUGCUUACUCUAAAUCGUUAAUUUAGUAUGCAACCUUAUAAUAACUGAAAACACGGUAAUAUUCUAGGACUCAAUGUACAUAUCUUAUAAAAAUUGCAGUCCUAUGAAAGUGUAAAGCAGCUGUGAAGAAAAUAUGAAAUA
Molecule: messenger RNA, 3139 nt
Organism: Erinaceus europaeus (western European hedgehog)
Lineage: Eukaryota; Metazoa; Chordata; Mammalia; Eulipotyphla; Erinaceidae
Gene: PJVK
Product: pejvakin
Exons: 6
Coding region: 1123-2181 (352 amino acids)
Biological process (GO): programmed cell death
Cellular component (GO): cytoplasm
Source: RefSeq, a predicted model, not a curated record